Messenger RNA from Closterium sp. NIES-67, 1575 nucleotides. NCBI's taxonomy places the organism in Eukaryota, Viridiplantae, Streptophyta, Zygnematophyceae, Desmidiales, Closteriaceae. The record is from the annotation of a GenBank genome assembly.
GUGUUGGACCCACAUUUCCAAUGCUUUGGUCCCUUGGAGUUGCCGAGGCUCGCUUUCACUGCCUGGUGUCGCCUCGUCGAAUCAUGGAUUCUGCCUCGUUCGAUUUCAGAGCUCCGCCUUUCUUGGUCCUCGACUCGAUCACCGUUAGCAGGCUCGUCGCUACACUUGUGCCUCGUGCGCUGGUCGGAGAUCCAUGGCCGACUUGGUGCAAGUGAAAGAGGAAGCAAUGAUCACCCUAUAACUUGUCACCCCGAAUGGAAGAAAGAGUCGUUCAGAAUCAAGCCAAGAACGAGGUUAAGCAAGGCCAUGAUCAUCUGUACGGCCAGAGGUGCUUUGUCCAUGAUACAGAUGCCAGGGUGGCUUCCGUCCAUAAACGUCCGUCCUUGAGCGUCACCGAUUAACUACGGUUUCCUGCCAAUUGUGACGUCUCAACUUUAUGUUCCUCUUUAUUUCAGUUGUACUGCAACAGUAAAGGGCUCGAUUUGGAUUCCAUGAGGUUUUUAUACCAUGGAAGCCGCCUCCGUGGUGACCAGACCAGACUCCUGCUGAGCGUGGCAUAAAAGACUGCGACUCCAUUCAAGUCAUGAAGCGACGGGGGGGCCCUGCCAGACUUGCAUUCGAGCUUUCCACGAAGGGGAAAUGCAUGUGGAGGAGGAUGAUGGGGGGGAUGAAGAGGAGGAUGACGAUGAGGAUGACGAGGAGGGCGGCGACAUGCGAACUGUUAAUUGGACGAAGAAUAACCUGGUGUGCGGCUGUUCCUCCCAACUCAACGAGAUUCUCUUCCACUUCGUCCUCCCUGAGAGGCCCGGCGCCCUGGUGAAGGUCCUGGAGCCCAUCACUUCCCGGUGGCACGCCACUCUCUUCCACUACUGCCGCACGGAUGGUGUGACGGCGCAUGUCUUGGUGGGGCUGCAGCUUUUGCCUCACGAGGAGGCGGAGUUUAAGUCAGUGGCAGAUGCACUUGGGUACGAGUACAGCGAUGAGAGGAACAACACGGCACUGCGCAUAUUUUGAGUCGACUCAAAACAACACGGCACUGCGCAUAUUCAUGCAGUGAUGGGGCUGGCUUUGAUGGGGUCCCUGUAGGAAGUGCUCUUUGAUACACGUAUAGUGUUGUGAGGUCGUGUGGAUGCUUGGUGGGCUUGUGCAGGAGUGGAUGCCCCGAGCAUGGAUCGAUCGAACCAAACCUACUGGUGACCUCGUCUGAGCCUGGUGUACAUAGUAGGAGUACCUCUAUGUACAUAGAGUAGCUCUGACACAGUAGGUCCAGCUUGCCUAUUUUUAGGCACCACAAAAAUGGGUGCGCUCACUGGCAGCUCACGCAGCUCACGCAGGAGUGAGCAGGAAGCAUCAACCGAGCCUGCAGUAGUAGACACAUAGCACUGCUCUUGUCCGACCCUGGAGUGUGUACGAGUAGACCAGACCAGACACAGAAGAUCCUGCUUGUCUACUUGUCUGCUUGUCAGUAGACACUCUACAUGAUACUGAAUAGUUGUUCUGUUACAAGGCUACUUGAGGAGAGGGGCCAGUCACCUACCGCACUUGAGGAGCCCCACCCAAACAUGAGACUGGUUC